GGCCGCCUCGAUCCGCUUACACGAACACCUUAGCCGUAGCUCGAACCUCUGUUCAGCGGAUUUUGAACAUCGUCACUGUCUUGAUGGCUUCCUCACCAGCACAUUCGACCCUCUGGGUUCCAUUCUGUCUACGCCACCGCGUUCUUAUCUCUUUCGCAUUGUUGUUUGCUGGUCUUGCUGUGGUCCUCGGGAUCAUGUAUCGUAUGUUCAACUCAGAUCAUGGUCUGGCAGCUCCAAAUACUGCAAUCCGCUACUUAUGGACAUAUGUACCUUCGUCGGUCUUCAUCCUCGUCGCUGGAUGCUGGACGCUCGUUGAAUCGAACUUGAAGCUUCUAGCUCCCUGGCGAGCAAUGGCUAGAGGACCUUGCCGGGCAUCGAAAAGCAUAUUGCUUGACUACAUCACUGAGAUACGGAUCACCUCUCUCUAUUCCAGUAUUCGUAAUUGUGACUGGGAUGUGUCUCUUGGAGUUCUGGGAACACUGUGUCUCAACGUAAUCAUAGUCUUCUCGACCGGGCUGUUCAGGGUGGAGCCUAUGUCAAUCACUCGGUCAAAUUACAGAGUUCCUCUCACGACAUCAUUCAAUGCAUCGGGUGUCAUCGCGCAAUCCGGAAACGGGUUCGCGACAGCUUACGCCAUCAGUCAGUACGCACUGGAUUUACCAUACGGUACAGCCAAAACUUUCGCCUAUCAGUCGGUAAACACUACGGAAGUUCCAUCCGGGGCAACCUUAAGUUUCGAGGUGGAUGCCUUCUAUCCCGAGACGACUUGCGAAGCAGGCGUUGCGAACUGGACGUUUGGAGUAGUCUACGACCAGACUACUGGAGUUAGCGGCUCUGCUGGAGCGAAGAUGUGGGCGACUACGUCAAGCUGCGAGUUAGAGUACACGCGAUCGUUCACUAACGACACUGAGAAUCUCACAUAUCUCUUGGAUCUUGGUCUAGCAAACUGCACGGGAGCAAGAAACCCUUUGAGAUACGAGCCACGCUUUGCUGUGUUUGCCGGCAGCAUGUUGGUUGCAGAUCUGAACAUGAGUCCAGCAGAGCGAAAUUUUACAAACAGCACCCUUGAGCUCAUCGAACCCGAAAUACCAUCAUACUUCAGCCCCCGGCCAUCAAGGAUGUCACAGAGCUCGGCGGCAUCUGUAUUCUGCUCUAUAACACCGAGAUUGUCCAAGGCGUUGCUCACAGUUAGUCAAGGUCAGAUCGCCUCCAAGCUGCUAUCCGACGACACAGCGAGACCGCCCACUAAUGGCACACAUGAGAGACAACUACAAACUGCCAUCAUUCAAGCCUUGUAUAUUGAUUCGAUGUACAUGACCGGCAAGAACACAGAUCACCCAUAUACGGGUCCGGACAUGAGUGUGUACAAGUAUGGAAGCUUGUUCACUGCUUUCUUCCAACUGUUGAACGACACAAAUCCUCAAGCGUCGAUUGAAACGCUGGUAGAUCCAGUGUUUCUAACAAAUGCCGUCAGUCAGACUCUUGAGUUUAUUUCAUCGCAAAUGGCAGCGAACUACCUCUUUGCCAUGGACAAUAGCGAAACAGUUGGCCUCUUGCAAUCUAAUCAAGAGCGGUUGACAAUGCCGCGUCUCGCAUUCGGCAUCGUCGUUGGAUUGCUAGCAACGAUGGUCUUAGUGUCCCUGGCACUCUGUGUACAGUCAAAGGCGGUAGUACCGAAGGAUCCCACUACUAUCGCAGGACUAGCGACAAUUAUAUCCGAAAGCUCAAAUUUCGUUGAAGAGCUUGCACCUGUCGCGCAUUCGGCAAAAGCCACCAUACAAAAAUGCAAGCACAUUGGCAACUUCGAAACAUCAACGACAGACGUAAAUGGCAGAAGGAAGUUUGCGAUACGGGCGAAUCAGGCAGAUCACACUCAUAUGUGUUGCCAGAACCAAGAAAAGCCAUGCGAGAUAAAUAUCGACUGGUGGAAGCCAUGGUCAACCUCCACGACCUGUCAGAUCACUGUAGUCGCGCUGCCCCUAACUCUGAUCGGUGUCCUUGAAUAUCUCUAUCGGCGUUCUGUCCGCCUGGAUGGUGUUCUUGAGGUUCCAAAGAAUCAAUACGUACAGUAUGCCUGGGUCUAUAUACCUGUCGCCGGUAUCUUCGCCCUAAAGUCUAUCUUCGAGCUUAUCAGCUCGACAAACCGAAUAGUGCAGCCUUACGCAACUAUGCAUCGCUCACCUAGCGCGGCCCAAAAGUCAAUACAUCUCGAUCUGGUGCACAGAAUUACUCUAUCAGCAUUGCUUCAAAGUUUCAGGUGGAGGCUGUUUGGCACGGCUGCUGCUAUCCUUGCCACAUUUCUCGGAGCCGGCCUUCCCAUCGCUACGAGUGGGCUCUUUGUAGCUCGCACACCGACAGCCCGCACUCAAGUCGACUUCCGACAGGCCAGUCGUUUCGAUCCUGACUUGGCCCUGGCUUCUCGUAACACAAAUGAAGACUAUCUUCCCACGCCAGCUUUUGUGCUUUUCAACAACCUGUCAUAUCCGCAGUGGACUUAUGGCAAGUACGCACUGCCUCGUGUAGAGCGACAAAGUGAUAAUCAGCCGACUUUAUCUCCAGGAAGCGGCAACGCCAGCAUGCGUGCGGAGCUUCCCGCGGUCUUCGGCGUCGCGAACUGUUCCGUGGUACCAUUGGAGCACAUCACCUUCUCCACAGGGCCCCCAGCAACCUUUACUCAAGCACCAGGUAGCUUGACUGUCGAUGUUCGACCUGUGGGUGGCUGCAAGCCAAUGUCUUAUAGAGAAGACAUCUUUACAGAAGACUUCUACGUCGCCAAUUGGUAUUCAGCCUGGGAUGUCUUCCGCAUGAACUAUACAGAUGAUGUGCCCAAGACAGACCUUUCUCAGAAUAAAAACGCAUCUUCAUACCACAGCGAGUAUAUCAUACCUAUUCAUUGCCCAUUGUCGGCGAUAUUACUUGUAAAGGGGAAGUUCUUGGUAUCGGCCGACAACACCAGCUCUGUUGAGAUCGAAGACUAUAAGUUUUUGCACUGCACACCACACGUGGAUCAGGAAGUUGUUGAGGUUAACUUCACCCUUCCAGACUUCAACAUUCCAGCCUCAACCGCCCCAGCUCCAAAAAUUGGUACUCGGACCUUCUUUUCGGCAGCAGAGCUCCUCAACACUGGUUUCUGGGCGAACUAUCUGCCAGUACAACGCACUCUCGUUCUGGAUCCCCUAAUUCCCAACAUGCAAGUGGACCCCUUCUUCCGGGCUAUAUUCGGUGGUCGAGGCGGUAUAAGAGCGUCUGAGGUGGUUAAGGACAUUCCGGAAAUGACUGAGAAACUGCUGGAGCGUGUCGACGAAGUCUAUGGCAUCAUUAUUGCUCAGAUAUACGGAACGAAGCGGCGAUUUGACGCAAGUGCAGAGACCUCCCCGAGCGUUCACCCUGCAACGAUUGUGUCAUCUGGGAAGUCUCGUAUACAACAAGACAAGAUCUCAACACGCAUCUUGCAAGGACUGCUGGGUGCCAUGGUGCUGUGUGCGAUCGUUUCGAUGAUAUUCACGAAAGGCAAGAAGAUCCUUCCGCAGAACCCCUGCAGUAUUGCAGCAGUAGCUGCUUAUCUCGCAAAGUCAAGUUUACUUUCAAAGGAAAACAUUCCUGAUGGAUCUGAGUUCAUGAAUGCCAAAGCCUUGCGCAAGCACGAAAUACUGCAAGGUGGCUUUUACAGUUUCGGCUGGUGGGGCAAAGGUAAAGCAAGACGGUAUGGCAUUGACAUAGGUAAAGCAGAAGGCAGAGACUAAAAGGACAAUCCCAGCCGUUGUCGCUUCCUACAUCAGCAUUGAUCUCCUACGGAAGCAACGUCUCAAUGAG
Molecule: messenger RNA, 3813 nt
Organism: Macroventuria anomochaeta
Lineage: Eukaryota; Fungi; Ascomycota; Dothideomycetes; Pleosporales; Didymellaceae
Exons: 1
Coding region: 84-3743 (1219 amino acids)
Source: RefSeq, a predicted model, not a curated record